GUUGUGCAAUAAUCUCAACAAAAUGUCGGCUACAAUCAAGUUUCUAUCCGUUUUCUAUCUGUGUGUGAUGCUGGGCGCAGUAUUUGCGAAACACGUCGCGCCUGAUUCUAAGCCCGUGUCUCAUCAUGUUGCUGACAGUGGUGCCAAAACAAUCGUUAUAUAUUUGAAUGAUUUUGCAACACAGGGUGCUAAUAACAACAAUCAUAAUCGAUUUAAAAGAACACCACGGGAAAAUGAAUUGGAAGGGUUGAAAGAUUUGAAAGAUUUGAAAGAUUUGGAACAACUGAAGGACUUUGAUAACGAUCCAGGAUGGUCAGACUGGUGGACUUGGGGAUCUGAACUGAAGUGAUAAGGAUCUUGGCAAACAUAAAAAUAUUAUAACGAUCUUCGCAUACAUAAAAAAAUAUAAGGAUCUUCGCAUAAUAAAUAAGAAAUCAAAAUUAAUUAUUAUGUUAUCGGCUUACUCACGUAAUGUUUUGACGAGGAACUCGACUAGUUUCAAGCCAUGCUAGAGGCUCAUAUUCAUGAGCAGCAUUACGCGACACACGACGCGGCGAGAGUAAGCCGAUAACAUAAUAAUUAAUUUAGUAUGUCUCACGAAAGUUACA
Spodoptera frugiperda (fall armyworm) is the source of this 608-nucleotide messenger RNA. RefSeq lists its product as uncharacterized. Lineage: Eukaryota; Metazoa; Arthropoda; Insecta; Lepidoptera; Noctuidae. The record is from RefSeq and is a predicted model, not a curated record. The coding region runs from base 23 to 349 and encodes 108 amino acids. The transcript is spliced from 2 exons.